AUGGAAUCUCUUUCUAUUAACUCAUGGGAUGCAAUAAACUCUUUAGAUGAUACACACCGCCAGGAAGGAAUUGAUGCAGGAUAUAAAGAUGGUCUGAUUUCAGGAAAAGAAGAUGGGAAACAAGUAGGCUUAAAAUUAGGGUUCGAAGUUGGAGCAGAAUUAGGGUAUUAUCAAGGUUGUUUAGAUGUUUGGAACUCAGCUAUUAAAAUUGAACCCAAUUGUUUUUCAUCUAGGAUUCAAAACAAUAUUAAACAGAUGACUGAAUUAAUCAAAACUUAUCCAGUUUUUGAUCCUGAGAAUGAGAAGGUUCAAGAGAUUAUGAAUGCUUUGAGAUUGAAAUUUAAAGUUAUUUCAGCUACGUUGUCAAUGAAAUUGGAGCACGGAAAGAGCCUUGAUUUUUGA
Papaver somniferum (opium poppy) is the source of this 402-nucleotide messenger RNA. RefSeq names its product protein ORAOV1 homolog. The transcript has a single exon. NCBI's taxonomy places the organism in Eukaryota, Viridiplantae, Streptophyta, Magnoliopsida, Ranunculales, Papaveraceae. The record is from RefSeq and is a predicted model, not a curated record. The coding region runs from base 1 to 402 and encodes 133 amino acids.